GAACUUAAGAAAGAAACAGUGAUAGGAGUAUUGGAUUAUUGAUUUCCUUCCAAGGCGAAACCAUCUUAAUCUUCCGAUUGAGAAGAAACUGGUUUUCCUUUCGAUUUUCAAGAGUAGAGUCCGAGAUGGUUCAGAUUAAAGAGUUUCGGAUCGUCAUGCCUAUGUCAGUGGAUGAGUAUCAAAUAGCUCAGUCGUACAUGGUCAUGAAAAUGCAGCAGAAGGAUACUACAAGUAAUGAAGGGGUGGUGAUCUUAGAGAACAAGCCGUUCGAAGAUGACGUUUUCGGAAAGGGUCAAUAUACAUCGAAAAUUUAUCACUUGAAAAGUAAAGUUCCUACUUGGUUGUCUGCUUUAGUUCCAGCAGAUGCUUUCGUCAUGCAAGAGGAAGCCUGGGAUGCAUACCCAAGAUGCAAGACAGUGAUCAAGUGUCCAUACUACCCCAAGUUUCUUUUGACCAUUGAAACUAUUCAUAUGGCUGACAAUGGAAACUCAGAAAAUGUACAUGGCUUAAGCAAAGAGCUACUGAAGGCCAGGAAAGUGGAAACCAUUGAUAUAGCUUCUACAGCAAGGGAUUAUUGGAGUAAUUUUGUCGGUUCCAGCAAUAUCAACCUCUCCAAUUUCAGAUCAAAGAGGACAGCUCGUGGACCGCUUUCAGAGGGGUGGCAGGGCAGGUGUGAUCCAGUGAUGACUGCAUACAAAUUGGUGACUAUAGAUGUUCCAUUCUUGGCCUUAAAAAGUCGUCUGGAACAAGCUGUGCUUUUGGGUGAAAGAGCACUCUUCCUGGAAAGCCAUAAGAAUUGUUUUGCUUGGAUUGAUGAAUGGUUUGGGAUGACGAUGGAACAGAUUCGAGAGUGUGAACGACAAAAUGAUUCCUCAUUAAAUAAGAAAAUUAUCAGAUCAAGUUCAGAGACUGUUUGGGAAGAGCUUGAUACUAGAGAUUCAAGUGAUAGCAGUGAUUUGUCUGAAGAGCCAAAUGUGAAAAGAGCUGAGAUGGUGAUGGAAAAUCUACAGCCCAGAGGAUGAGAAUCAGAGAUUGCGAUAGCUCCUCAGUUUAUUAUGUCUUGAAAUCUGUAUAAAAUCCUCUGUUCAUUGGGGGUAACAGCAGCUGUUUUUACUAUUGUUACCCGAUGCUGUAAAAGUGUACAUAUAU
Molecule: messenger RNA, 1149 nt
Organism: Telopea speciosissima
Lineage: Eukaryota; Viridiplantae; Streptophyta; Magnoliopsida; Proteales; Proteaceae
Product: phosphatidylinositol transfer protein 2-like
Exons: 11
Coding region: 126-1022 (298 amino acids)
Biological process (GO): phospholipid transport
Source: RefSeq, a predicted model, not a curated record